Molecule: messenger RNA, 621 nt
Organism: Prunus armeniaca (apricot)
Lineage: Eukaryota; Viridiplantae; Streptophyta; Magnoliopsida; Rosales; Rosaceae
Source: the annotation of a GenBank genome assembly
AUGCCAGUUGCUGAAUAUAUUGCAAAAUUUGAGGAAUUCAUGCUGAGAUGUGACAUAAGGGAAGAUCAAAGGAUGACCCUUUCUCGGUUUAGAUCAGGACUUCGUCUAGAGCUUCAAAGGGAAUUAAUUCCUCAUACGGUGAAUACCUUGGAGAGGGUUUUUCAGAAAGUACAAGAAUUAGAGAAGUAUUUGAAAUCUUCCAACAUAGUCAAGCGAGUGGAUCCUUACAAAUCUGAUUUUCGUGCUGGUACAUCUGGGACAAAGCCUAACGCAACAUGUAAGGGUUUCACAAUGACAAGUUCGGAAGAUUCUUAUGAGCCCCAACAACCUGCUGAAGAUUGUGGAAACGACUUUGAAGCCCCUCAUCCAACAUUAUCAGUAGUAAGGUGUACUUUGGUUCAACCAAGGAAGGAAACUGAGGAUUGGCAUAGAACUUCCAUUUUCCACACUUACAUCAAGUCUGGUGAUAAAGAUUGGAAAGUGAUCAUAGAUAAUGGCAGUUGUAUCAAUGUUGUAUCAACACUUACUGUCUCGCGUCUUGGCUUAUCAACCGAAGAACAUCCUGAACCACACAAAGUAGCAUGGAUCGACAAUACUUCUUCAAUCCCUGUUACCCAGUGA